Haemorhous mexicanus (house finch) is the source of this 2180-nucleotide messenger RNA. It is a transcript of the gene WDR18, whose product is annotated as WD repeat domain 18. The transcript has 10 exons. The record is from RefSeq and is a predicted model, not a curated record. Gene Ontology annotation, biological process: DNA-templated DNA replication; rRNA processing. Gene Ontology annotation, cellular component: nuclear pre-replicative complex. Gene Ontology annotation, molecular function: protein binding. Lineage: Eukaryota; Metazoa; Chordata; Aves; Passeriformes; Fringillidae. Bases 37 to 1335 code for a protein of 432 amino acids.
CGGCCGCGCUCUCUGUGGCCCUGGCGGACCGCGAAGAUGGCGGCGCCCAUGGAGGUGGCGCUGGUGUCGGACGCGGCGGGGCCGCUCUGCAACUGCUCGGUCUGGGAGCUGCACUCGGGCUCGGCCCUGCCCGGGUACCGCGGCGGCAACAGCGGCCCACGCGGGCUGGCGCUGCUGGGCGGCGAGCACCUGCUGGGGGCCCAGCUCGGCAAGAGCUACAUCAACGUCUGGGAGCUCCAGAGGAAGGACCAGCUGCAGCAGAAAAUCAUCUGUCCCGGGCCUGUGACCUGCCUGACAGCCUCUCCCAACGGGCUCUACAUCCUGGCGGGCGUCGCUGAGAGCAUCUACCUGUGGGAGGUGUCCAACGGGAACCUCCUGGCCAUCCUGAACCGACACUACCAGGACCUCACGUGCCUCUGCUUCACUGAUGACAGCAGCCACUUCCUCUCAGGGGCCAAGGACUGCCUGGCCCUGGUGUGGAACCUCUACAACGUCCUGCAGGCAGAGCCCUCCCAGAUCCCUGACCCCCGGCACGUCUGGUCCCGGCACAGCCUCCCCAUCACCGACCUGUGCUGCGGCUUUGGAGGGCCCCUGGCACGGGCUGCCACCGCCUCCCUCGACCAGACGGCCAAGCUCUGGGAAAUCUCAUCUGGGGAGCUCCUGCUUUCCGUGCUCUUCGACGUGGGGAUCAUGGCUGUGACUCUGGACCUCUCUGAGUACCACAUGUUCUGUGGGGGCAUGGAUGGAUCCAUCUUCCAGGUCGACCUCUGCGCCUGGCCGGUUCAGAGAGACCGGACCUUCCAGACGGAGCGGGAGAACGGGAAGGUCUUCAAAGGGCACAGGAACCAGGUGACGUGUCUGUCAGUCUCCACAGAUGGCAGCCUCCUGCUCUCAGGCUCUCACGACGAAACUGUCCGGCUGUGGGACAUCCAGAGCAAGCAGUGCCUGAAGACGAUGAAUCACAAAGGUCCAGUGACAAACGCCUUCAUCGUGCUGGCCCCUGCCAACAUGUUCAACCCCGAGGGGAAGCCCAGCAUGCCCCUGCCCAAGUUCAGCAGGCACCUGCACGGCACCGAGAGCAGCGAUGAGCCGGGCGCCGAGGGGGUGACGCUGCGCCUGGGGCUGCACCAGCAGGAGCCUGGGCAGAGCUACCUGGAGAAAGCAGAGAGGAUGUACUCGCAGAUGUACUCGACGAGGGAAAAGAACCUGGUGGGAGACCAGGAGCACCUGACGAUCCAGGUGAGCGAGCUGGAGGAGGAGGUGAGCAACCUCCGGAAAAUCAACAAGGACCUCUUUGACUUCUCCACUCGCAUCAUCACCAAACCAGCCAAGUGAAGAGGCUCCCCCCGCCCUCGCACCCCUCCGCCUCUCCCUGUCCGGCUCCUGGGGAAGAACCGCCCGCCCUCGGGCACCGCCCAGCCGGCUGCGAGCACCCGGCUCACCUUCCCCCGACCCGGCACACGCCGCCGCCUUCGCCUGCUCCGUGACACGGGACUGAGACCGGCGCGGGGACCGCGAGGGGACAGCACAGGGACCGUGUUCACUCCGAUUCGGGGCCGGGGGGCACUCGGGCGGCCGCUGCAGGAGGAGCGUCGCCGCCUCCUGGGAGGGUUCAGGAUGCAGCUCCGGCUCAUUCCCCGUUUCUUCCCCCGCCCCUUUUUUGUUUCUUUUCGUUACUUGACCCUGCAGUGCAGACAGAAAAGUGUUUUUCCUCUCAAUACCGGUUUGAGAUUGGAUUUUGGAGACCCCCUUCUGCCCACCCUGUCCUGGGGAUUGCUGCUCAGUGCCACUGGACCCCACACUCUGGAGAGCAGGGCCUGAGGGGCUCCUGCUCUGGGGGUGCACUGGGGGGGCUGCUGCAACAGGUGGGGGGUCCCUGGCUACCAGGGCUGAGGAGGGGGCUCCUGAUCUGUCUGGCAGGCAGAGCCUGGGGUGUCCCUGGGCUUGGAGCACAGGUGGUGGUUUUGGGGCACAGGGUCACUCUGGGGAGGGGCGGGGGGACCAGCAAGGUGCUAUUUCCAAUCUCGUCAGUCCACAGUUUAUAUAUAUUUGGAUCCAACGACUCUGUUUUCACGGUGUUUGGGGACUCGGCCUUUUGUAUUGUCACAGCAUGGCAGCGGGGGUUGUGGGUUUUGUUUAGGUUUAUUUUUUACAUAAAAGAUUUGGUUUUUAUAGUGAAA